ACGAUAUUGUUAAGACCGUUUUGAAAUUACGUUGCCACACACUAAGGUGUUUUUCGAAUUUGAUGUUUUGUGAUUUUAAUUGAUUUAUAUUAGUACAUCAAUACUUUUAUCAUUUGGUACUAGGUUUUUUUUACCUUUGUGAAAGAUAAAAAAAAAUGACACAGAUUCUGGGGCAUUUUAUAAGUUUUAUGUUGAUUAUUUCAACAAUAGAUCGGAUAACAUGCUACAACAUCUUAGGAAUUUUUAUACAUCCAGGAAAAAGCCAUUUUGACAUGUUCUAUCCGUUAAUGCGGGGACUCGCAGAAAAGGGACACAACGUUACAGUCAUAUCACAUUUUCCCGAUAAAAAUCCAGUUCCAGGCUAUACAGAUGUCGUUCUCGAAGGACUUUCAGAUAUUUCUUUGAAUAAUGGAGUUGAUCUGGAAUGGUUCAAGGAUCAAAGACCAUUGUCUCAUUAUACGGAAAUAUUUUUUUUGUACUCAUGGGGUAUAAAUUCCUGCGAAAAAGCUCUAACAUCGCGCUCUUUGCAAAAAUUCAUGAAGCAGUACCGCGAAAAGUUCGACCUUAUUAUUCUGGAGCAAUUCAAUACAGAUUGCCCUGUUGGCAUAGCCUCAAAAUUUCAGGCGCCUUUCAUUUCUUUAUCCUCGUGUGCAAUGAUGACCUGGCAUUAUGAAAGAACUGGGACACCACUCAUACCUUCUUACAUGCCCAUAGUGUUUUCGGACCAUUCAGAAAAUAUGAAUUUUAUUCAAAGAGCUAAAAACUGGUUUGUCAUCCACAGCCAUAACUUAAUAUAUAAAUGGGUUUUUAACCCGAAAGCCAAUGAUCUUCUUGAAAAACACUUGGGUCCAGGGAUUCCCGAUGUUGCGGAACUAGUUAAGAAAACUAGCCUAAUGAUGGUGAAUCAACAUUAUUCACUAAGUGCACCAAAACCGCUCCCUCCAGGCGUUCUCGAAGUUGGUGGUAUUCAUAUUUCAGAACAGAAAACAUUGAGUCCAGAUUUACAAAACCUGCUAGACACUGCAGAACACGGAGUAAUAAUUAUUAGUUGGGGAAGUAUGGUUAAAGCUGACUCCAUGCCAGAUGAUAAACGGGAUGCUUUUCUCUCAGCACUAAGCCAAUUUAAGGAACGAAUAAUAUGGAAGUGGGAAAAUGAUUCAUUGCCUAAUAAACCAGACAAUGUUUAUAUAAGGCCUUGGCUACCACAGAGAGACAUUUUAUGCCACCCUAAAGUACGUGUCUUUAUGAGUCAUGGUGGAUUGUUGGGUAGCUCAGAAACCGCGUAUUGUGGGGUACCUGCAGUAGUAACGCCAAUGUACGGUGAUCAAUUUAUGAAUGCUGCUGCGAUUGUCCAUAGAGGCAUGGGUGUUUUGCUGCCUUUUCCACAAAUGACUACGGAAAAUAUUGUGAGCGCCUUAAAACAAGCGCUAUCACCAGAAAUGGCCCAAAAUGCUAAAAAAGUAUCUUUUUCAUUCAAAAAUCGUCUAACAACACCAUUGGAAACUGCAAUUUGGUGGGCUGAACAUGUGGCGGCAACGGGAGGUGGCCCACUCCUCCAUUCUCGAGCCAUCGAUUUGCCAUGGUACGUUUAUCAUUCGCUUGAUGUUUGGGCACUUGUAGUUUCUAUCCUGAUCCUGACCAUCUUUAUGUGGGUUCGAAUUAUUAAACGACUUUGCAAAGCCAAAAAGAGUGAGAAAGAGAAAUAUCAGUAGGUGGCAUCAUUAAAAUGUGAUAAAAAAAAUUAUUCAUUGUUUUUUUUUAAUAAUCAUUUGAAUAAAUUUUGUUGAAUACAUUUUCUUA
Messenger RNA from Culicoides brevitarsis, 1800 nucleotides. Its product is annotated as UDP-glycosyltransferase UGT5-like. Gene Ontology annotation, molecular function: UDP-glycosyltransferase activity. Lineage: Eukaryota; Metazoa; Arthropoda; Insecta; Diptera; Ceratopogonidae. The transcript is spliced from 5 exons. The record is from RefSeq and is a predicted model, not a curated record. Bases 156 to 1712 code for a protein of 518 amino acids.